Molecule: messenger RNA, 1848 nt
Organism: Podarcis muralis (Common wall lizard)
Lineage: Eukaryota; Metazoa; Chordata; Lepidosauria; Squamata; Lacertidae
Product: aldo-keto reductase 1B-like
Molecular function (GO): oxidoreductase activity
Source: RefSeq, a predicted model, not a curated record
UUGCACGGCCUCAGCCAAUCUGACAACAUGCCCCCUUAGCUAUGCCUUCCUUUCACUGGUUGACAGGAUUGGCACUGGGUGUCCACCUUCCCACAAGUGUGGCAGCUGAUGUAGGUUCCUUCCAAAUGAUUGAGGAAGAAGGCUGCGCUGGGGAGAGCAUGGCCACACAAAGAUGUGGUCCUCCUGUCUCUCUUUUCUGCUCUUUUACAUGCGGCAGCCAUUUUGUGCUGCGCCACACCUCCAGGGCAGCCAUUUUGUGACUGACGCCUACAGCGCUUUCUCCAUACUGUACUUUUGGUGGGGCCCCCCAUUACAAUGUCACAUCAAGUAACCACUAUUGUACACUUGUCACUUGAAACCAUUGGUUCAAGUCCCACCUUCCAGAGCCAGGAGAAAACAAGUUUCUUCCAUUCUCCUCCAGGUAUUGUCCAGGGGGCCAUUGAAGUGGCGAUAAAAAACGGUUACCGGCAUAUCGACUGCGCCUACUUCUACGACAACGAGGGGGCCAUCGGGGAAGCUUUCGAGAAAGUCUUGAAGGAAGGGCUAGUGAAGAGAGAGGACCUUUUUGUUGUCAGUAAGCUGUGGAAUAGCUACCACGCUCCUGAAGAUGUGAAGCCAGCUCUCCUGGAAACCCUGAAGCUGCUGCGCCUGGAUUACCUGGAUCUGUACCUGAUGCACUCUCCCAUGGGCAUUAAGAACGUCAAGGGUGAUACCUUGCCCCAGAAGGAUGGGAAGGUUCUGCAGACUGAUGUCGAUUACGUGGACACAUGGAAGGCUAUGGAGAAGCUGGUGGAUGAAGGCCUGGUGAAGUCUAUUGGGGUGGCCAACUUCAACCAGUGCCAGUUGGAGCGGCUGCUCUCCAUCGCAAGGAUUAAGCCAGAUGUUCUCCAGGUGGAGCGGCACGUAUACCAGAUCCAGCGCGCGCUGAUUGCUUUCACCAAGUCCAAAAAGAUGGCCCUCACAGGAUACAGCCCCUUGACAUCCCCCAAGCGUCCCUUCCCUCCAGGUCCUCUGGAUCCUAAGAAUGGCAUGGAGGACCCUGUGGUGAAGGAGAUUGCCAAGAAGCAUGGGAAAUCCCCAGCUCAGAUUCUUAUCCGCUUCAACAUUCAGAGUGGCAUUGCUACUAUCCCAAAAAGCCAGACACCUGCUCACAUCAUCGAUAAUUCAAAGGUUUUUGAUUUCCGACUGACGGAUGAAGAAAUGAAAAAGCUGGAAUCGCUGCACUGUGGGGCACGGGCUGUGGCCUGGGACAUCUUAGGGAUGGGGACGCACAAGCACUACCCUUUUACCAAGGAUGAGUGAUUCUGCAAGCAACAGCGCUCACCCCUCCCAGGCUUCAAGGCAUGGAAAUAAUGGAGAUGGCUUCUGCAUUUUGCAUCUAACCAAAGCGAGUUGAUUCUGCUCUCCCAAGGCUGACUGCUCCUUGUCCUCCCUGUGUCUCAUGGGGCAUAAGUGAAAUCAGGACGAGUGGUUUGUCUGCAGUGAGAUCUGGUGCUUCUGCUUCUGCUGGGCUUGACCCUGCCCCACUGGCAGAGGAAGGGGGGAAGGGGGUGCAACAGGUGCGGCCUGCCCUAGGUGUCAUCUCUGAGGGGGGUGACAUCACCGUGCCACCCCCCUGGGAGUCUAGCCCCACCCCAAGUAAACAGCUAGGCCCACCUCUGCCCUGCCCCACAUGUUGGGAGUUUAAAUGCUUGACUUUAUAUGCACGCUCAGCUUUCUGCAUCGCACCUGCAGUUUGAAAAGUUCUGUAUGCUUGGGGUGAGGGAGAAUGUUAAGUGUGUUCCAUUUUCCCCACUCUGAAAGUUCACUGAAUGAAAAAAAUAAAAAUAUUUUCCCAUAGUACGAUUA